Molecule: messenger RNA, 3774 nt
Organism: Neodiprion fabricii
Lineage: Eukaryota; Metazoa; Arthropoda; Insecta; Hymenoptera; Diprionidae
Exons: 7
Coding region: 1122-2606 (494 amino acids)
Biological process (GO): monocarboxylic acid transport
Molecular function (GO): monocarboxylic acid transmembrane transporter activity
Source: RefSeq, a predicted model, not a curated record
AACUAUGUUCAUCAUGGCCAAGUGGUUCCAGUACAUCAAUUAUGACGUAUGUACCUAUCCUGGAACUCGACAUAAAAUCAUCGUCAGCGACUAUCCACUCCUACCGAAAAUGAGACGUGAUUAUCCUGGAGUGAAGACAUGGAUCACACAAUAAUAGAUAAUACUUCAUCACCCGUUAAUGAUCCAUUCGAUUAACCAAAUCCAGUGAAGCUUAUCACUGAUUCGAAGGACUUUCGAGAUGAUCCAGCGAUGCGAAGGAAUCGACUCGAGGAGUGGUAACAUGUAGAGAUCGAUAUUAAUCCUGCGGCCAUAUUACAACACAUUCCGAUCAAACAACGCUAACUUGGCACGUUCUUAUUAUUCUCAAUAAAUAAAGUCUGUUGAGCAAGUACAUAAGCGUGUUGUAUGUACGUAUAGAUGAGUAAGAAAAAAAUUGUCCUUAAGCCGCCGCAGUGGCAGCUGUCGAUGGCAACAGUCGCGGAUAAGACUCGAGUCCGUGCGCAAGUAUACAUAGACCUAAUAUUGUAUUAAAUGUACUCUUAUAUACACCCAGAGUGCAUAAUAUGUACGUGUUAAUCAUAUUCGUGAGCAAUGACACGAUCGAGGUGACGGACCUCCGCAUCCAUCGUUCAUCGUCACCCAUGUUGGUUGCACGUUGUACAUACGGCGGACCGUAGUUCGCGAUAAGAUAAUGCUUGUAGCUGGAUAUCGAUAAGAUCAGCAAUAUACGGAAGUAUUACCCACAUGUAUACAGUUCGUUCCCGAAGAUUUUUUCUGCCGCUUCUACAGACCUGCAUUCAAUACUUGACCACUGUCCAUCGCGUGUACAGCCACCGUAAAUAAUCUCCAAUAUUACAUCGUAUUUCCUGUAUUUAUAUUUGUUCAUUUUCCCAGAAUUUUUCUCCCCCCUCUCGCCACCCCCUUCCUAUAUCCUGAAAAUCGGAAGAUAAUCUUUCGCUGAAAUCUCCGCGGUCUGGCGCAAGUCGUAGUGUCGAACUCAUCACCGAAGAAGGAUCGAAGAACUGAAGGGAUGGCAAUAGAGUGAGGAAAAUAGAGAAGGGGAGUGCAGAAGAAAUUAGAAAAAUCGGAUAGCAAAGCUUAUUGCCGGAAAAGCACGUGAGAUGUCGUUCGAGACUUGGAAGAUCGUUACAUCGGUGUCGGCGGUCCAGGUGCUGAGUGAGUGCGUGUUCUUCGCCCAAGGAAUCUUUGCCAGCGAAGAAAAAAGUCACGAGGAAACGGAACUGGACUGGAUUCGAAUAUGCGUGCCCCUCUUCUACGCCGUCACACGUCACAUAUCUGAGGCAUGCUGGAGAUGGAUCAUCGGGGGUUACGGGGGUCGGGUAACGACGAUCCUUGGAAUCACAACGGUUGCCGUUUCCGUCAUCGCUGCAUCGUGCCAGGAGAUCCUCGCCGGAAACGUGGCCUAUGUUGUUCUGGGGGGAAUAGGCAUGGGCCUCGUUCGUCUCCAGAUCAAGCUAAUGAAGUUGCAUUCGGGUACAGCAGAAUGGAAGCUUAUGGGCACCGGUGUUUCGGGAAUCGGUCUUUCGCUGUGGCCGCUAAUAGCGUGCCUCUUCAUCCGCAAGCUUGGACCCAAGUACGCGCUAUUGGUUCUGAGCGGAAUAACCCUGCAUGCGGUGCCACUGGCUCUGCUGGUAAAACCAAAGGCAAUAAUUGCUUGCGAGGAGGACGAACCGCAGAAUCCAGACGAGGGUAUCGCGACAGUGUCCAUCACACCCGCGGUUCCCGAAACGCUUCCAAGUCUGGAGCAGUACAGGAUGGCUUAUCAGCUAAUCGAGUACGAUUCGUACGUAGUCCGGCCUCCCUAUUACGUUGAGGUGCUUCCGGGUAUUCCCGAGGAAUCGGAAUACGAGAGUGAUCAUGACCAGGAUGAAGAGAACCAGACAGCGGUGGUUCUGAAUGCUGAAGAAUCGGGCGUCCGGGUGAACGGGGGCGUCCGUCAGGAGGAAAGACACGGACGGGAAUCGCACCUCCAAGAGAAAACGCGAGAUAUUAACUUGAAGGGAAUCGACGUCCUGCCGAAAGGCGUCGAGUUGACACCUUUUACAUACUCGCUUUUUGUCGCCAACGUUCUACUCCGACUGGGAGACCAGUUCGGCGUUGCGGUUGUCGUUUCCAUACUGCCAGUCUUCGCGAGCCAGCUUCUGCCCGGCCUCAGGGUCGAAGAGACAGCCUUUCUCGUGAGCCUCUGUGGCUUCUCCAGGACUUUAACUGAGCUACCGCUCGUGGCUCUGUACCAGAAGUCCGGAAAAUCGCAAUUCGUCUUUCUUGGUGGGCCCUUCUUUGCCUCCGUUGGUCUUUAUUUAACAUGGGUUUCGAGGACUUUGGAUGCCAUGACACUGGCAAGUUUUGGCCUUGGUAUUGGAAGCGGAGCAGCCUCUGCAGCUCUUCAGGUCCUGACGCCAAGAGAAUGUCCAAGAAUAUCUGAUGCUGCUGAUAUCGUUGUCGGUGUCGCUCUCCUAGCCACAAUACCCUUGACACGCAUUUUUAUCCUUGGAAACGCUAUUCAAGCCUGCUUCUUAAUGGCCGCGUGGAUAUACGCCGCUGCAGCCAUUACCUCAGGGUUCAAUUUUCGAAGGAGAACUUGAAGAAUAAAUCAAUUCAUCCUGGGAACUUGUGGAAUCCAGUUUUCAACGCCUCUUUGUCGGUAUCGAGUCGCGAGUGAACGUGAAACGGAUAAAAGAGGAGCGACGAAUACAAAGGAACGAUGAAUUCCACCAUUCUGAGUAUAAUCCAGCAUUACGUCGAUCGUCAUCGAAUGUCAAUGAUUUGAAACUUCUUCGUUAAGGAUGACAUGAAGAAAGGCUCCAUGGUAUAGCAUUCGUAGAAAGAGCUGCUUUCCUACUUAAAGUGAAGGAUUGUCAGAAAUAAAAAAACUAAUAUACGAUGCAUAAUGUGAUUGAAUGACAAACACUGGGAAAAUUUAAAUCAAAUACAGUUUAAAUUGGUUCAGCCUCAGUUAGUUCUAGACGUCCGAAUAAGUUAAAAAAUAAGGAUAAGAAUGAUAUAACUUUGAUUCUACGAUCAAAAGUGACUAUGAAAAGUUUAGGUUACAUUAUUUCUACCCAGCCUCCUCCACAAAGUCCUGAAUACUGCGUCAUGGGAUUUUUUGAAGCAAUUUGAACCGCCGCCUACCAGUUCCGAACACCUCCAACCAUCUCCGACCACCUUCGUCCUCUUCGUCCCACUGCUCCGCCAUGUAUUUACAUUACAUACUGUUCAUAAUUAUUCCAACAACUUUUCAUUUGCUCUCUCGAUCUUGAAUUUUCGUUGGCAUAGAAUCGAAACGCUGUUUUAGCUAGUCGCGAAGUAUCUACAUUGGGUAGAGACGAUGAACUGAUUUGCGAAAAUUGUUCGGAUGGAAAGAAAUUCAGAGUAACUGUAAUACAUCACGGAUGCGCUAAUUUUGAUCGAGAUGAAAUGGAUGCUCCGUAUAUGAGAGAGUAUUUAACGAAGUGUAGUGAUUUAAAGACCUAAUAAGGUGAUAGGGAGAGAAAGAACGGAGCUUCUUGAAACUUUAAGUGUAUAUUAACACACAUUUGAAAGGUACGAGCUAAAUUUUUGAUAAUCCAACUGUCGCAGAACGGCAGCGUUAUUACUUGACCCUUUAACUGAAGAAUAUAUCUUUAUUCAACGGCUGACUAUCGAAGGGGCUAGCCGCUUGAGUCUGGAAUCGGCAGGAAGGAUAAAGUGCGUAUAUCUUGUACGAAAUGUGAAAAGUAAAAUCAUUACACAUCAUAUCAUGUCAUCAGACAU